This is a messenger RNA of Psammomys obesus (fat sand rat), 1530 nucleotides long. It is a transcript of the gene Skap1, whose product is annotated as src kinase associated phosphoprotein 1. Gene Ontology annotation, cellular component: plasma membrane; cytoplasm. The record is from RefSeq and is a predicted model, not a curated record. The transcript is spliced from 13 exons. The coding region runs from base 128 to 1192 and encodes 354 amino acids. NCBI's taxonomy places the organism in Eukaryota, Metazoa, Chordata, Mammalia, Rodentia, Muridae. Gene Ontology annotation, molecular function: protein binding.
CCUUGGCGACAACCGAGGGACAGGUGCCCCGGGGGUGCAGCUCGCCUCCCUCUACCCGCCGCCUUCGGAGCAGGCCUCGCGUCCCUUGUCCCCGCCUUCUGCCGCGGCCGCCCUCCCGCCGUGCCAAAUGCAGGCUGUCGCCCUCCCCGAGGAGAUCGGCUGGCUCCUGGAAGAUACUGAAGACUUCCUGGCAGAAGGCUUGCGGAAUGAGAACCUCACUGCCGGGGCGCAGGACCAGAGAGACCACAUUCUCCGGGGCUUCCAGCAAAUCAAAUCCAGGUACUGCUGGGAUUUUCAGCCCCAAGGAGGAGACCUGGGCCAGGACAGCUCUGAUGACAACCUGAGCGGGACUCAAGGGCCACCCCUCACGUCAGAGGCAUCUUUUUGGUCCGAUUAUCAGGACGAGGGACUGGAAGAUGCUCUAAGAGGGGCUCAGGAGCUGGAAAACGUCAUAAAGCAAGGAUACUUGGAGAAGAGAAGCAAAGAUCAUAGCUUCUUCGGGUCAGAGUGGCAGAAGCGAUGGUGUGUGGUCAGCAGAGGUCUCUUCCUCUACUAUGCUAAUGAGAAAAGCAAGCAGCCCAGAGGGACCUUCCUCAUUAGGGGCUACAGUGUCCGGAUGGCCCCCCACCUUCGAAAAGACUCCAAGAAAGAGUCCUGCUUUGAACUGACCUGCCAGGAUAGACGCAGCUAUGAGUUUACAGCCCUCAGUCCAGCGGACGCCAGAGACUGGGUGGAUCAAAUAAGCUUCUUGUUAAAAGAUCUUAGCUCCUUAACCAUUCCCUGUGAAGAGGAAGAGGAGGAGGAGGAAGAGGAAGAGAAAGAAGAGGAAGAAAUGUACGAUGACAUCGAUGGCUUUGACUCCCCUAAGUCUGGUUCCCAGUGCAGAGUCGUGGCCUUGCCGGAGCCCACAGACAGAGAAGAGGACAUUUAUGAAGUCCUACCAGAUGAAGACCGUGAACUUGAAGAGGAUGCCCGAGGCAGUCAUGGAGUGGACUAUGCCAAUUAUUACCAGGGCCUAUGGGAUUGCCAUGGUGACCAGCCAGAUGAACUGUCCUUCCAACGGGGUGACCUCAUCCGCAUUCUGAGCAAGGAGUACAACAUGUAUGGCUGGUGGGUAGGAGAACUGAACAGCCUCGUUGGGAUUGUUCCGAAGGACUACCUCACCACCGCCUUUGAGCCGGAAGAACGAUGAAAGCCAGGGAACACAUUCUCCUCGAUGUCCUGCCUGGAUGAAGGGACGCGCCCUGGAGAAUGCCCAUUCCCCGCCCCGGCCCUGGAUUCUUCUCUCUGCCAAGCAGGCCCAAACUCUUCUGCUUCGUGUGACUUUAAGCCACUCGCAAGACAAGUAGGAAGAGGACGGCCCGUCAUAUCUGUUCCUAAAGCAGCUCGCUUCUAGCUCGUUGCCCUUGCCAAGCCGUGUCCACACACCCACAUCUGCCUUUUCUGCAAGCUUGCCACAAAGACGGCAGCGAAGGAAGUCCUGGGAGGAGGAGUUGCUGGCCGGUUGUGGCUCUCAGAGCACAAAUAAAG